CUCUCUGCCACCGCAGGACGACAGCGAUGACCACGCAAACUACUACUCACACGACCACCACAUGUGUAUUCAAAGAUUGCACCCAGCCGGUACAUUCAAGCUUCCCCAGCAGUAGUCUGUCGAAAUGCCUGUUUCACCGCAACCGGUCGCGAUGUGAAGCGCCUGAUUGCUCCAACCAGGCGUACGCCCGCAACCGCUGCGUCCGCCACGGCGCCAAGCAAACGUGCGUCGCCGACGGCUGUACCCAGAACCGCCGCCUCGGUCUCUUUUGCUCGAAGCAUGCGGACGCGGACAGCAAGAAACGAUGCAGCGUCACAGGGUGCGACAAACUUCCGCACGCCCGGGGGCUCUGCGUUCGCCACGGAGGUGGCCGGCUUUGCAAAGCCCCCGACUGCACAUCCCACGCACGCAUAGGUCUGCUGUGCGCCCGCCAUUUUCAUGGUCUCACUUCGCCUUCCACGUCGCCGCGACAGGUAGUGGCUGUCGCGCCGUUAAACAUCGUCACCUCCCCCCCCUUCAUCCGUACUUCCCCGACAUAUCGAGCUGCUGCCACGUCUGUACCGAUGUUGAUCGACCUUGCUGCCACCAUGGGCAUGCCCGACACACUGGACUGGGCUAUUCUAUCGGACCUUGUCGCAGACAGCACUGCUACGGAUACUCACGCGGACAAAGCAGCAGCCAUCGAAGAAACCACCCACUCCAAGUGCUGGAGCAUUCACUGCCAACAAGAACAACCCCAUAACAAGUACGCUGACGACCUCGAGAUCUGGGACGCGUUGUUUUACGUCAUGUAGUGGGUAGCUUCAAUAUUUAACGCGGAUAUAUACAUACAGUA
Aphanomyces astaci is the source of this 835-nucleotide messenger RNA. RefSeq lists its product as hypothetical. The record is from RefSeq and is a predicted model, not a curated record. NCBI's taxonomy places the organism in Eukaryota, Oomycota, Saprolegniomycetes, Saprolegniales, Verrucalvaceae. The coding region runs from base 27 to 794 and encodes 255 amino acids. The transcript has a single exon.